Macadamia integrifolia is the source of this 1139-nucleotide messenger RNA. RefSeq names its product UTP--glucose-1-phosphate uridylyltransferase-like. Gene Ontology annotation, molecular function: UTP:glucose-1-phosphate uridylyltransferase activity. The record is from RefSeq and is a predicted model, not a curated record. The transcript has 12 exons. Bases 114 to 926 code for a protein of 270 amino acids. Lineage: Eukaryota; Viridiplantae; Streptophyta; Magnoliopsida; Proteales; Proteaceae. Gene Ontology annotation, cellular component: cytoplasm. Gene Ontology annotation, biological process: UDP-alpha-D-glucose metabolic process; glycogen metabolic process.
UAUUUCUUUUCGAGUAUUGCACAUAUGUACUUUGAUGUUAUCACUUCUGCCUCACGCUUUCUGUACAAAUGUGAAGGUAUCCUCCUGGUCAUGGGGAUGUGUUCUCUGCCUUGAUGAACAGCGGCAAACUGGAUGCUUUAUUAGCAAAGGGUAAGGAGUAUGUCUUCGUCGCCAACUCAGAUAACUUGGGUGCUGUUGUUGACCUGAACAUCUUAAAUCAUUUGAUCAAAAACAAGAAUGAAUACUGUAUGGAGGUGACUCCUAAAACCUUGGCAGAUGUCAAAGGUGGUACCCUUAUUUCCUAUGAAGGGAGAGUUCAGCUCCUGGAAAUUGCACAGGUUCCUGAUGAGCAUGUCAGUGAAUUCAAGUCUAUUGAGAAGUUCAAGAUUUUCAACACGAAUAACUUGUGGGUAAAUUUGAAGGCCGUUAAAAGGCUUGUAGAAGCUGAUGCACUAAAAAUGGAGAUCAUUCCGAACCCUAAGGAAGUGAAUGGGGUCAAGGUUCUUCAGCUGGAGACUGCAGCAGGUGCAGCAAUUCGGUUCUUUGAUAAAGCUAUUGGAAUCAAUGUUCCCCGAUCUCGUUUCCUUCCAGUUAAGGCGACGUCUGAUUUGCUUCUUGUCCAGUCUGAUCUCUACACCUUAGCUGAUGGCUUUGUAACCCGUAACAAAGAUAGAAGCAAUCCUUCAAAUCCCACUAUCGAAUUGGGGCCAGAGUUCAAGAAGGUUAGCAACUUCCUUAGUCACUUUAAGGCCAUUCCAAGCAUCAUUGAACUUGAUAGCUUGAAGGUCAGUGGUGAUGCCUGGUUUGGUGCUGGCAUAAAACUGAAGGGGAAUGUGACCGUUGCUGCAAAACCUGGAGUGAAAUUAGAAAUUCCUGAUGGAGUUGUACUUGAGAACAAGGUUAUCAAUGACCCCAAGGACAUUUGAGGUGGAAGGCUUCUUAAUUUUGUUGAGUGUACCUAUCUUGAAUCAUUAAGGCUGUAAGCAAUAUUUUUUUUUCCAGCUUCACUGGAUGAGUUGUGUAGGAUCGAGGAAUGUUUGGAUAAUAACUAAUAAUAAAAAGAGGAUGAUUUUGUUGUAAUGAGCCUUGCCUUUUGGUGGACGCAAGCAAUCAUAAUAUAUCAGUUCCCCAUCGCUGCA